AUGAAUUCAGCCGGUCCGCCAUCUGGCGCCGACCAGGCGGGAGAGUCUCCGCCUCGGCGAGCCUCUGGAACGAUGUGGCACCCGGCCAGAGAGUGGCUCGAGGAGGAUGAGGAUGAAGAGGAUAUGGAUUUCGAACCCGAAUCUGAGAUCUCAGAGUAUAGGGAUGAGUUUGGGGAUGAAGAUGAAGACGAUGAUGGUCAAUUUGACCCUGAGCUACAUCUGGGAAAUAUACAUAUUGAGUUCGCCAUGGAAGAUCCUGAUCAAGAGGACAAUGGCGGGGAAGGCCAAGGGGGGCGACAUACUCGAGUAUCGGCUGCUCGAUUGUUGAAUCUGUUGGCUUCCAAUGGGCUACGGCACAUUCUUCAAUAUGAUGGGUGGCGAGGGACGAGACGAGGUGAUGAGGACGAAGAUGAUGACCAAUUCGGCUUCUUGCGAUAUCGAAGAAGGGCCCGUCGCUCCGGGUCUGAUCAUCUACCGAAGGUUCCAAGCGCUGAGGGUACAGAACUCAUGGGAUCCGGCGACUUCGGAGACAAUCCGUACUACGUCGACGAGCUGAAGAAGCGUAAACAAACUCUCGCGACGAAGAUCAUGUGGAGGGAAUUGGGCAUCGAUGUGCCUGGGAGGCGAAGGAUGGCCGUCCAGUCAACUGCGCAAGAUUUGAUACCUGGCUCCGCUGCGGAUAAAAUCAUCCACUACGACUCACGGUGUUACUCAGGCCAAUUCUCCGACGACGGUAACUUCUUCUUCAGCUGUGCGCAGGAUUUCAAAGUCCGAAUGUACGAUACGUCGAACCCGUACGAGUGGAAAUACUACAAGACUGUCGAUUAUCCUUUCGGCCAGUGGACCAUUACCGAUGCAACUUUAAGUCCAGACAACAAAUUCCUGGCGUACAGUUCAAUUCGACCACUUGUUUGCCUUGCACCGACUGACCCAGCUGAUCAAUCCGAACCGUCUGUUCUGGAUCUAUCCUCAGGACGAGCAGGGCGGGGUCCUUACGAUAGCUCGCACACUGGUAUAUGGUCCAUCCGCUUUUCGGGAGAUGGACGGGAACUCGUUGCUGGCAGGUCCGAUAACGCCGUCAUUGUGUAUGACAUCGAAACCCGGCAGUCCGUUUUGAGGCUGCAAAAUCAUGAAGACGAUGUGAAUGCUGUUUGCUUUGGUGACAAGUCCUCGCCGCAUAUUCUUUACUCUGGCUCAGACGACUCGACCAUUCGCGUCUGGGACCGCCGCUCCAUGGCGGAUGGCCGCGAAGCCGGGGCGUUCAUUGGCCAUACCGAAGGUAUCACCUAUGUGGACAGCAAGGGGGAUGGCCGAUAUGUUCUCUCCAAUGGGAAGGACCAGGCCAUGAAAUUGUGGGAUCUGAGGAAGAUGAUGACCACCGCGAAGCUGGACGCAAUCGAUAUCAACAACUACACCACUGGUUAUGAUUACAGAUUCGAACCGUAUCCCGAGGAUUAUUACGAACCCCAUCCCCACGACUGCUCCGUCGUCACUUUCCGAGGCCAUCGGGUCCUGAAAACGUUGAUUCGCUGCCAUUUCUCCCCUCCCGGAAGCACGAACUCGCGGUAUGUCUAUAGCGGCAGUGAAGAUGGUAAGGUAUAUGUUUAUAACCUGGACGCGACUCUCGCUGGGGUUAUUGAUGUUGGACUUGCUACGAUCAAUUCGAGACCGCGUGAUACCGACAUCUUUACUACUACGUAUGAGAUCAGGAGCAGGGGUGGCGAGAUGAUGUGGAAGACCUGCGUUCGAGAUGCAAGUUGGCAUCCGAGCGCUCCAGUAAUGGCCGCCACAUCCUGGAACGGCUGGGGCAUGUCAUCAGGCACUUGCAGUGUGCACAGCUGGAAUGACGGAGUCGGUGACGAUGAGGGCAUCCCGUCAAUCGGGAAGAGCUACGAUUCCAAGCUGAACUACGUGCCGGAAUUCAACCAGUACCGAGAGAACCAAGUGAGAAGUCGGCCUGUCGGAAGGAGUCCGUUGGAUGAAGAACUUGCAUAUGAAUUGUGGUGA
Aspergillus clavatus NRRL 1 is the source of this 2007-nucleotide messenger RNA. Its product is annotated as WD40 repeat domain-containing protein. Gene Ontology annotation, molecular function: protein binding. Gene Ontology annotation, biological process: proteasome-mediated ubiquitin-dependent protein catabolic process. Gene Ontology annotation, cellular component: Cul4-RING E3 ubiquitin ligase complex. Lineage: Eukaryota; Fungi; Ascomycota; Eurotiomycetes; Eurotiales; Aspergillaceae. The record is from RefSeq and is a predicted model, not a curated record. The transcript has 6 exons. The coding region runs from base 1 to 2007 and encodes 668 amino acids.